Molecule: messenger RNA, 515 nt
Organism: Corticium candelabrum
Lineage: Eukaryota; Metazoa; Porifera; Homoscleromorpha; Homosclerophorida; Plakinidae
Product: dnaJ homolog subfamily C member 27-like
Exons: 3
Coding region: 76-381 (101 amino acids)
Biological process (GO): cellular response to misfolded protein
Cellular component (GO): endoplasmic reticulum membrane
Molecular function (GO): Hsp70 protein binding
Source: RefSeq, a predicted model, not a curated record
GGACGACUGUGGGCGGAGAGUUUUGGCUUUGAAUAUUUCGAAACGUCGGCUCAGACUGGAGUUAAUGUCCAGGAGAUGUUUGAGUCUUUGUUCAAGACUGUCGUGGAACGAAUAUCAAGUGGUAAACGAUAUGAAAAACGAGCGUCGAACGCUGCGUUUACGAGACAACUAGCCGAUGCUAUACGACAGCUGCUCCACAGCAGCGACAACUGUGACAAACUCGGAUUGCCUCCAAACCCAUCAAAGGAAGAAAUCAAUAAGGCAUAUCACCGAUUAGCCAGGCUGUUGCAUCCUGACAAGAAUGUCGUGCCGGGAGGUGAGGAAGCAUUCAAGGUGCUCGUCGGUGCCAAAUCUGCGUUGCUGAAGAGUGCGAGAAGCUAGUGAACAGAACUGGUCAAAUGUUAUAUUGUAUAUUUUUGCAAAGAUUGAUUUCAGUAGAGUUGGUGUAGAGCACCGGGCGAUAGGCAUGUGUGUAGAUAUGGUUUUAUGAAAUUAUCAGAUUAUGUCAAUGGUCU